Ceutorhynchus assimilis (cabbage seed weevil) is the source of this 798-nucleotide messenger RNA. NCBI's taxonomy places the organism in Eukaryota, Metazoa, Arthropoda, Insecta, Coleoptera, Curculionidae. The record is from the annotation of a GenBank genome assembly.
AUGGUAGCAAGUUGUGUCGCAUAUGGAUGUAAGAACCUUCACAGGGCUAAGGAACCCCUCACAUUUCACUCGUUUCCUUUUAAACGUCCUGAAAUAUUAGAAUUGUGGGUCAAAGCCAUUAAAAGAGAAAACUGGCGACCGACAAAAUCGAGUAGGAUAUGUGGUGCCCAUUUUUUAAAAACAGAUUUUUUCUGUCUUCCCAAUACUAAAAGAAUACUUUUGAACUUGGAUGCUGUACCCAGCGUUUUUGAUGUAUCUGCAAGUCAAGCUAGGAAAUGUAAAAAACAUGCACGUGACAGUGGACAUUCUGAAGAAUCAAUAGAAAAUAUUGAUGAUAAUGAAAAACCUGAAGAAGAACGAGGACAAGAUAUUAUUUCAAUUAACCAAAUAAAUGAAGCGGUUGCUAACCAAUUAGGCAGACAUGAUGAUAUAGAAAUAGAGCACGACAAUGAAAUUUCAAAUGGUAUGGAAAUGGAAGUCAUACAAGAAUGCAAUUGUGAUAAUAAAGGUCCAGAAAGUUCUCCCAAAACGCAGACUGAUAGUGGUACUGAAGAACAAAUGGAUGAAAAUUGGAUAUUCGAAAUACCUUCGACAUCUACCAACAAAUUGUCUAUAAAUGCUCUCAAGACGUUUGCAGAGGUUGCAGUUCAAACUAAAGAAAAUGGAAAUGGUACUGUAGAAAAAUUAAGGAAACAAAUUAAACAGUUACGCCAAAUAAUUAGGAGAAAAGAUGUGAAAAUUGCUUGUUUGGAGGAAGUGAUCAAAGAGCUUUGUGAGACUGCCUAUGAGAAAAUUUAA